Molecule: messenger RNA, 1520 nt
Organism: Pimephales promelas (fathead minnow)
Lineage: Eukaryota; Metazoa; Chordata; Actinopteri; Cypriniformes; Leuciscidae
Gene: tmdd1
Product: transmembrane and death domain 1
Biological process (GO): signal transduction
Molecular function (GO): protein binding
Source: RefSeq, a predicted model, not a curated record
UUUCAGUUACAAUGCGAGAAUCGGUGCUCAUCUUCUUCCUCCUCCUUUUCUUCAGCCCAAGUCUUGCUUACGACACAGUGGCCGAGGACAUUGGACCUCACCAGCUGGAGCGUCUGGUGGAGCUCCUGACAGAUCGUGAGUGUGAGGAGUUCAUCUCGGCCAUGACUCAACCUGAGGACAACAUCUUCCAACACUUGGAGCGACUAUCUGCGGAAAGGAACCAGUUACUGCAGUCGAGAAGACGCAGACACACAGGAGACCAGAAGCCCCCCUGUCGCUCAGCGCUGAAGGACUGGCUGCAGAUUCACGGCAAGCAGAUUUACUACGACAGGCUGUCUCGUGCACUGCAACAGAUCGGCAGGACUGACAUCGCCAUAGAGGUGGGUAAGAACAUCAACCAGGACAAGACUCUUGCAAUACAGAGAUAUGUGGAAGGCUACCAUGAACUUGUCAGCCAAAUGGAGAAGAAUCAAGCAGAAAAUCAUGACGAUCGUGGGAAGGUCUCAGUACUCUGCAAAACAGGCCAGAGGGUUCACCUGGAAAGACUUGGACUUGGAGGUGAAAAUGCAUCCAGUGCCACCGUAUCAGCAUCAUCUGCUAGACAGAACAUGGCCUCUACUUUACGGGCUCCUUUCUGGAUUUUCCAUCGCACUGCUCAUGAGCAUGGCCAUCUUUCUUAUUAGCAUAUAUGUAUCCCAUGGCAACAGAACCAAAUCCAGGUCUGAGCAUCAACCCUGUUGCUGUCCCCUCCUCAGUGUUGUGACAUCAUCAGAGGUACAUCACCCAGAGGACACAUUAAGACCGAAUAAUGAAUGUUCAGGAUAAUAAUGAAGCCAUGUUCAUCAGUAUGAAAUUCAUUAUUAAACGUGCCUUUGAUGGCUGAUUAUGACCCACACUACUUGUCUCAAAGUGCCAUCUUAUUGGCUGUAAGUUAAACUAUAGUUAGACAGCCCAUGCAGACACCUUCAACGCAGACAGUUCCCACUGCCUCUCAUAAAGACAUUUCUGCAAUAAAGCACCUGACAGAACAUAAUGACAGCAAUCUGUUACCUCCAUCGGGACUGCUGCCAUUGUCCUGUCAGUGAUUUGAUGGUGUGUAGGGGAGGCUGCGCUGGAAUGCUGUUGCCUUGACAAUCUUAGCACUUCCUGUUUCCAGUCCGCGACAGUGGCGGUGUGCUCGUCUGGCAUUGAGGAAAAACUAAUUAUCCAGCCUUGCUCCUUCUCCCCUGAGCUUGCACAUGCCCCCUGAAGCAAUCCACAAGGCUAAUAACAAUGACAAUGCCUGCAGACAAUGCAGUCAGUACAUCAACCUCAGAGAGACAGGAUAGACUGGGCGAGUGUGGCAAUGAAAACACAUGGGAGAGAGCGCUGAAUGGCUUGGAAUGGAGCACAGAAGGAACUAAUUCACCAAGAUGAGCAAUGCAGCAGGAAAUGAGCUCACACGCAAGCAAAGUAUCUCUCGCACACGCUGGGAUCGCUCUCUUAUCAUUUAAGUGGUUCUCUUGUUCUAAAAAAAAAAA